CGUAUAUACAAGGUUGGUUUUCAACUAUUUCUUGUUAAUUUCCGACGAUGGCGAUCAUCACCGACGAAAGAGCUCAGAAUCCGACCGAUGAUAGCUCAGAUGAAGAGGUCAAGUAUCUCGGCUUCCAGCGCGUAGACAUCUCCAAGAGCGAAUACCACGUACAACAGCUCGAGGCGCAAGGCAUUGUCUACACUGGGCACAACAACAUCAAGAUAGUGCCUGAGAGGAAGGUCACAUCGCCAGAAAAGACAGGUUUGCCAAACAAUAUUGAGCCAGCUAAGAAGAAUACAGACUCGUCGACCACUAAUGAACAGCAUCACCAUGUUGGUGGGGCUACGAACGGAAAGAGCGGUCCUAAUCCCAGGGCGCCCUAUCCCACAAUUCAUCUACAGGCCUCACGAACCCCCAUCUACCCCAAACGACUCGCUCCUGCAAACACCACGUCCAAUCAGCCCAAGAAGCGCCCUAAGUAUGACGAUUCUUCCACAUUUUCUGCUCAGGUGGCCAAUCUGCAAAAGCGACCUCGUCAACUACAGCAAUCGUUGCCUUCCUGGCCACAUGAGUAUAUCGUUAUAAGCGACAGCGACGACGAGCCCCCGCCGAAGAAGUCAAAUCUACAGACAGAAUUAUUGCUUGUAUCUCGCUCGGCAACGACAGAACCAUCGACAGCGGAUUUCGAGGAAUUACAAGGUUCCGAGCACCAUACUGUCGCAGCAGACCACGACUGUGCAAGCGAAUCGGAGUUCGAAAGUGCGCAUGCCGGCCUGGACAUUCUCGACGACGGUAUCUGGCAUACCCCGGAAAAUUGGACCUAUCAUGCUUCUCGACAGCUCCUUGUGCUAGCAGAAGAUGACGAGCCUGAGCUGUUAGAGAAGCUGGAAACCUUCACGGUCUCAAGCGCUGCUUUGAAGCGAGACAUCGACCGGCAGAAGGGGCGAGCACAGAUACAAUUCCGGAGCGCUGUCCCUGAUGUCCUCCCUCGUGAAAACGAACCCACGGGAUAUCGUGGGACGCGAGAAAUCUGGACCGAGAUUCAAGCAUUCCUUACGCACAUCGGACUGUACGACGUACCAAGUCGCACGCGUAAUCCUCGUGCAAUCGGUCGCAAUUUGCGCCCCGCAUGGAGGGUGUGUCGCGCACCAGGAGCAAUCAACAUGAUCGCGCAGUGCAACGGAGUUGUUAUGAUGGCUAGCGCUGUGGACGCAGGCACGGAAGGUCGGUCACUCACUUGCUUGCCCUUGAGAAGAUCGUCGGUGCCAUCAUUGCCGGGAAAGACCCAAUCAGUGCUGGCGAUGAAAUGAACAUGAGUCCGUACAACCGUGAAGGCACAUUGACAGUGUGGCAUGAGAGCAUAUGUAAUACAGGCCACGCGCUGCGUGCGCACGAGCGCCUGCUUAACGAGGAGACGGGAGGUGAGUAAUUUGGUUGUCAGUGCGCUUGGGGUUGACAGCGGCAAUUCCGGAUGCCUCGGUGGCUCAUCUGAUAAACAGUGAAGCACUAUACAGUCGAG
Molecule: messenger RNA, 1510 nt
Organism: Laetiporus sulphureus 93-53
Lineage: Eukaryota; Fungi; Basidiomycota; Agaricomycetes; Polyporales; Laetiporaceae
Exons: 7
Source: RefSeq, a predicted model, not a curated record